Messenger RNA from Striga hermonthica, 1938 nucleotides. The record is from the annotation of a GenBank genome assembly. Lineage: Eukaryota; Viridiplantae; Streptophyta; Magnoliopsida; Lamiales; Orobanchaceae.
AUGGCUUCGAACUCCAUAGCUUCAAGGCCACCCUCUUUGUUGACGAGAAACUUCAAGAAUUACAGUGCUCGUGAUUCUGCUAUCUGCGGCCCCAUAAAAUCCCUCAAUUUUCUACCUCCAAUCACUCCAUUUUUUUCCAAGUUCUGUUUGAAGAAUGGGCCAACAAUUUCUUCAUCUGUUUUGGCUAAGGCCUCCUCUGCGUCAACUUCUCCUUCUACGAGUGUCCAGUCCCCAGAACUGAAGAUUAAGACUGUGCCCACAGUGCCAAUUGAGGGUCAGAAGACUGGUACAAGCGGCCUUAGGAAGAAGGUGAAAGUUUUCAUGCAAGAUAAUUACCUCGCCAAUUGGAUUCAGGCAUUGUUUGACUCACUGCCUCUGGAGGAUUACAAGAACGGAACUUUGGUCUUAGGAGGUGACGGUAGGUACUUUAACCUGGAGGCUGCACAGAUUAUUAUUGAAAUCGCUGCCGGCAAUGGUGUUGGAAAAAUCUUGGUUGGCAAGGAUGGCAUAAUGUCUACACCUGCUGUUUCUGCUGUAAUAAGGAAGAGGAAGGCUGAUGGUGGUUUUAUAAUGAGUGCAAGCCAUAAUCCCGGUGGUCCCGAUUAUGAUUGGGGAAUCAAGUUCAAUUAUAGCAGUGGCCAACCUGCUCCCGAGUCGAUAACGGAUAAGAUUUAUGGAAACACUCUUUCUAUAUCUGAAAUAAAAGUUGGAGAUAUUCCUGAUGUCGAUCUCUCUCGUCUCGGUCAAAUAGACUAUGGAACUUUUAGUGUGGAGGUAGUCGAUCCUGUAGCUGAUUAUCUGGAGCUCAUGGAGAACGUAUUUGAUUUUUCGCUUAUCAAGAGCCUUCUUUCGCGGGCAGAUUUUAGGUUUAUAUUUGAUGCAAUGCAUGCUGUUACUGGUGCUUAUGCUAAACCGAUCUUUGUGGACAAGCUGGGAGCUAGCUUAGAUUCUAUAAUGAAUGGAGUGCCUUUAGAAGAUUUUGGACAUGGCCAUCCAGAUCCUAAUCUCACAUAUGCUAAGGAUUUGGUCAACAUAAUGUAUGGAGAGAAUGGGCCUGAUUUUGGUGCUGCAAGUGAUGGUGAUGGUGAUAGAAACAUGAUUCUUGGAAAAGGGUUUUUUGUGACUCCUUCAGAUUCCGUCGCAAUUAUUGCCGCCAAUGCACAGGAAGCUAUCCCUUAUUUCAAGACCGGUCCAAAGGGUUUGGCCCGAUCGAUGCCAACAAGUGGUGCUUUGGACCGUGUGGCUCGGCAAUUGAAUCUAGCAUUUUACGAGGUGCCCACUGGUUGGAAGUUUUUUGGGAAUCUAAUGGAUGCAGGAAAGUUGUCAAUUUGUGGGGAAGAAAGUUUUGGAACAGGUUCUGACCAUAUCCGCGAGAAAGAUGGGAUAUGUUAUUUUCCGUCCAACAGGGCUGUUUUAGCUUGGUUGUCAAUAAUUGCAUAUAAAAACAAGGACAAGAAAGUUGGGGAGAAGUUGGUUUCUGUAUGUGAUGUUGUGACGGAGCAUUGGGCUACAUAUGGAAGAAAUUUCUUUUCUAGAUAUGAUUAUGAGGUAGGUAUUGAAUGUGAAUCCGAAGGGGCCAAUAAAAUGAUGGAGUAUCUUAGAGAUUUAAUAUCUAAGAGCAAUGCGGGAGACAAAUAUGGAGGCUAUACCCUUCAGUUCGCUGAUGACUUUACCUACACCGAUCCAGUUGAUAGAAGUGUGGUUUCUAAGCAGGGCAUUCGUUUUGUAUUCACGGAUGGGUCCAGGAUCAUUUUCCGUUUAUCAGGAACCGGGUCGGCUGGUGCAACUGUUCGGAUAUAUAUCGAACAAUUUGAGCCGGAUGCAUCCAAACAUGACGUGGAUGCACAAACUGCAUUGAAACCCUUGAUUGAUCUGGCGCUAUCCACUUCGAAGCUGAAGGAGUUCACUGGCAGGGAGCAGCCAACUGUCAUCACAUAG